Messenger RNA from Candida dubliniensis CD36, 1185 nucleotides. RefSeq names its product putative phosphatidylinositol-3,4,5-trisphosphate 3-phosphatase (gene TEP1). The coding region runs from base 1 to 1185 and encodes 394 amino acids. Gene Ontology annotation, molecular function: protein tyrosine phosphatase activity; phosphatidylinositol-3,4,5-trisphosphate 3-phosphatase activity; protein tyrosine/serine/threonine phosphatase activity. Gene Ontology annotation, biological process: phosphatidylinositol 3-kinase/protein kinase B signal transduction; regulation of phosphatidylinositol 3-kinase/protein kinase B signal transduction; negative regulation of cell population proliferation. The transcript has a single exon. Gene Ontology annotation, cellular component: cytosol; plasma membrane; nucleus. Lineage: Eukaryota; Fungi; Ascomycota; Pichiomycetes; Serinales; Debaryomycetaceae. The record is from RefSeq and is a predicted model, not a curated record.
AUGUCAUUUAUUAAAUCAUUAAUUAGAUCAUUAAUUGCUUAUCCGAAAAAUCAAUUUUAUGAUUCAUCAACUAAUAUUCAAUUAGAUUUAUCUUAUAUUACACCUCAAUUAAUUGUAACUUCAGCACCAGUAUCAACUUAUAUUGAAUCAUGGUAUCGUUAUCCAGUGGAAGAUUUAUUAAAAUUUUUAAAUUCCCAUUACGGUACAAAUUGGCAUAUUUUCAAUUUCCGAGGUGAAACCCCUGGGUAUAAAGAUUCAUUAGUAAUGAAUAAAGUUAGUCAUUAUCCAUUUCCUGAUCAUUAUCCCCCCACUAUGAAUAUUAUAAUUAAUUGUAUUAAAGAAAUUGAUGAAUUUAUACAACAAGAUGAUAAUGUUGUAAUAUUACAUUGUAAAGCAGGUAAAGGUAGAUCAGGUACUUUAUGUUGUGCAUAUUUAAUUUAUAAAUAUAAAUCAUUUACUUUAAUGGAUAUUUUACUGAUUUAUACAACAAAAAGAAUGAAAAUUUUAAUAGGUGGUGAAGGAAUAUCUAUAAUUUCUCAAAAAAGAUAUCUUAAAUAUUGGUAUGAUUAUAUUCAUAAUAAACAAUUACGUGAAUCAUAUAUAAAUUGGAUAAAUAUAACCAAGAUGAUAAAUUUAAAAAUUAUUCGAAUAGGUGGAUUAAAAUUAUCUAAUUAUGAUUAUUUAAAUUUAACAAUUCUGACAUAUACAACAAAGAUAGAACCACCUAAUAAUAAUAAUAAUGAUAAUGGUGGUGGUGGUGGUGGUGGUAGAUCAAAUACAAUUGUUAAAGAAUUAAUGCAAUUAUCAAAAGAUAAUUGUGAUAUUAAUGAUAAUCAUAAAGAUUAUUGGAUAACUUAUAAUCUUUAUGAUUUAAAAAUUCCUCAAUCAGAAGAUAUAAUGAUUGGAAUUCAAUCAUGGAAUUAUCUUUGGUUUAAUGUUUUUUUUGAAUCAAUUGAUAAUAAGAACAAUAAUAAUAAUAAUAACAAUAACAAUAAAGUUAUUUUCAAUUGGGAUGAUGAUAUUGAUGGAUUUAAAGGAUUUAAACAAAAAGGAAUAAAAUUAUUUAAUGAAAUAGAAUUACAAUGGGAAAUUAUCAUCAACACCACCACCACAACUACCACCACCACCACUACCACCACCACUACCACCAGUCCAAAUACAGAUACAGAUAUAAUGCUAAGUUAG